UAAAACCAUCUUCCACAACCCCAGAUGAUCUCCGAACUCUCCAACUCUCUAUCUAUGAUCACUUCCUCCCUCCCAUUUACACAGUCGCCUAUCUCUUCUACACCAAAGAUGAGUUGAUGAUCUCACCAGAACACACUUCCCACAAACUCAAAACUUCUCUGUCCGAAACCUUGACCAAAUUCUACCCCCUUGCCGGAAGAAUCAACGGAGUCACUGUCGACUGUAACGACGAAGGAGCUGUUUUCGUCGACGCUCGUGUCGAUAACUGUUCCCUCUCUGGUUUUCUCGCAUCUCCAGAUCUCAAUGCCCUCCAACAGUUGCUUCCUCUAGACGCCGUCCAGAACCCAUACGAGGCUGCUUCCACAUGGCCUCUGUUGCUCGUGAAGGCGACUUACUUCCAAUGCGGAGGCAUGGCCAUCGGAGUCUGCAUCACUCACAAAAUCGCCGACGCAGCCUCCAUGUCGACUUUCAUUCGGACUUGGUCUGCUGAGGCUCGAGGAGAGGCCGGGAACACGGUGAUGGAUCCUAAGUUUUCCGCAGCGAAUUUUUACCCACCAGCCAAUGAUACCUAUAAGCUUCCGGUGGACGAAAAAGCCAACAAGAGAAGCAGCAUCACGAAGAGAUUCGUCUUCGGUGCAUCUAAGUUGGAAGAGCUCAGGACCAAAGCCACUAGUCCAGAAUCCGCAGACAUACCUACGCGCGUAGAGAGCGUCACUGCCCUUCUCUGGAAGUGCUUCGUCUUUGCUUCAUCCUUAGACACUUGUGGUCGCAAAGUUCUGAUCCAGCUCGCUGACUUGCGCUCCAAGCUACCGUCCCUUCUCCCAGAAAGCCUGAUCGGGAACGUCAUGUUCUCCUCUGUGGUAUUAAGUACUGCUCAAGGGGAGGAAGUGAAAAUUGAAGAGGCCACUAGAGACUUACGAAAGAAGAGGGAGGACUUGCAAACUAUGAUCCAAGACGAGGAUGGUUCAUCUUCGAUGAUCGGUUCUAAACUGGCGAAUCUUAUGCUCACUAAUUAUGCCCGGAUGAGCUACGAGACACACGAGCCCUACACAGUGAGUAGCUGGUGCAGAUUACCACUUUACGAGGCUAGCUUUGGAUGGGGAUACCCUGUUUGGGUUGUUGGAAAUGUGGCUCCCACGUUUGAAAACAUUGCCAUGCUGAUCGAUUCCAAGGACGGACAUGGGAUUGAAGCUUUUGUCACGCUGCCUGAAGAGAACAUGUCCUCGCUCGAGCAAAACUCGGAACUUCUCGCCUUUGCUUCCUUGAAUCCUUGUGUCUUGGUCUAAACUCUAAAUUAUGUACUCAAAUCAAAUCUGCUGUUUCGUUAAUAAAGAUUUGAAACGAGAACAAUGUAAACCUGUUGGAAUAUCGUUUACGCUUUCAUUUUA
Messenger RNA from Brassica oleracea var. oleracea, 1388 nucleotides. Its product is annotated as BAHD acyltransferase At5g47980-like. The record is from RefSeq and is a predicted model, not a curated record. NCBI's taxonomy places the organism in Eukaryota, Viridiplantae, Streptophyta, Magnoliopsida, Brassicales, Brassicaceae.